AUGAGAUACUCAACAGCCUGCUCCGCUUGUCGGACUCGGAGGCGGAAAUGCGAGGUCCCCGUACCAGGUGCUCAGUGCGUGUACUGCGCCACCCAGAACAUCUCCUGUUCCCGUGCCGGCUCCGUCAUUCACCCCAGGAUAAAACAUCCGCAUCCUCACCCUUAUCAGCGCUCGCAUCCACAUCCGAACUCCAACCCCACGAGCCCUGUGUCUCCAGCUCCUCCGAUCGCCUCUCAUGCCACCGCCAACCUCGCCCACCUCGCCCACCUGAUAGACCCAGCAACUGUCGCCUCUUCUGUUCCCUCCGUUUCCUCGGCCCAAUCUCCCCCCUCCGCUCCCUCCGCCCCCAAGCCCCAGGUCAUCUCCCCGGCCGCCGUCGUCCAGGACAAGGCCCUGUGCUUCGAGCUCGUGGAACUUUACUUCAAGUACAUCCACGACCAGCUCCACUCCCUCUUCCACCGACCCAGCUUCAUGCUCGAUCUCCACGAAGGCACCGCUCCUCUCAUCCUCGUCUACGGCAUGAUCGCUCUGUCGGCUCGCUUUUCCUCGAAUCCCGUCUUUGCCGGCAUCCCUCGUAUGGCCCGCGGGGAGCAGUUUGCUACCGAAGCCAACGUCCUCCUGAACCUGCGCGAUGUGUCCCUGGCCACCAUCCAGGCGUGCGUCCUGCUCGGCGCCAUCAGCAUAGUCGAGGGAGAGGCCGCCGCCGAGUCGGUCUUCUAUGCCGCCGCCUGCCGUAUUGCCAACUUUCUCGACUUGCCUAAUAUGCCCACGCCAGAUCCCCUGCAGCGGGAGAUUCACAUCCGAGUGUACUGGUCGCUCUGCAUGAUCGACGUUUGGUCGUCCACCGGCGUCAACCUCCCUCGCCUCAUGAACCGACGCCAUGACGUCCCCCUGCCCAUGAACGAGUCCACCUUCCUGAACAUGAGCCGCGCCAGCAGCAACCCCUUCGACUUUAUCCUCUCUCCCAACCGCGAAGACUCCCUCCUCGCCCAGAACAUCAAGCUCAACGGCAUCCUCCUGCGCGUCAACGACGCCAUCAAGGCCCUGACCUCCGACUCGACCGUCACCAACAUCGACGAGACCGUCUCGGCCCUCUCCCAGGAACUCAAGGCCUGGGAGAUCGCCCUGCCCCCCACCAUCCGCGACACACCUUCCAACCUGCACGCAUUCGCCUCCCAGGGCCAGGGCCGCAUCUUCAUCGCCGUCCACGUCAGCCACUACCACUUCAGCCAGCUCCUCUUCUACCAGUACCUCGACGAGCAGCGCCGCUACCCGGACUCGCCCACCGCCCAGGCCUUCGCCCGGAAGUGCAAGGACAACGCCGUCGCCCUCUCCCGCAUCAUCGACCUCGCCAACACCACGCCGGGCUGCGACUGCUUCUUCAACAUGCUGGGCCACAUCAUCGUCAUCACCUCCUCCGUCUUCAUCCACACCCUCCUCUUCGAGACGGACGAGGCCGAGAUUGCCGCCGCCCGCGCCCAGCUGGAGCGCAACUUCAACUCGCUCGUCACCCUCCGCCAGUACUGGCCCGCCCUCGAGGUCUGCUUCGCCCGCCUCAAGACCUUCCACGAGCUGUGCCGCAAGAGCACCGACGACACCUACCGCAUGGACCGCUGGAUGCUGCGCUUCCUGACCGAGUUUGCGCGGCCCAUUGACGAGAGGGAGAGGGACGAGGAGGCCAAUGUGGACCGGUGGAGCAUUGGCAACAUUGGCAUCAGCCCGGAGAACUGGGCGUAG
This is a messenger RNA of Sodiomyces alkalinus F11, 1737 nucleotides long. RefSeq lists its product as hypothetical. Gene Ontology annotation, cellular component: nucleus. The transcript has 4 exons. Gene Ontology annotation, biological process: regulation of DNA-templated transcription; DNA-templated transcription. The record is from RefSeq and is a predicted model, not a curated record. Lineage: Eukaryota; Fungi; Ascomycota; Sordariomycetes; Glomerellales; Plectosphaerellaceae. Gene Ontology annotation, molecular function: DNA binding; zinc ion binding; DNA-binding transcription factor activity, RNA polymerase II-specific. The coding region runs from base 1 to 1737 and encodes 578 amino acids.